AUGUUGGACUACAGCGACAAACUGCGCCGACAGCUGGAGAACAAGUGGAAGAGCGUCAUGGAUCGCAUGUGGGGCGAGGUCCCAGGGCCGGGAGGGCGGAAGGUGUCGCGCAACUACGACGAAGCCAUGCAAAAGCUGUGGGGCAUCGCACCACCGGCGGACCCGUGCGAGGAAUGCGAGCUGCGCCCGCAACUGGACGAGGAGCAGGACGGCAUACGGCGCGUGUGGGCCAAGCAAAAGUUGCAAUUCGAAGACGAAGAGACAUGGUAA
Messenger RNA from Acanthamoeba castellanii str. Neff, 270 nucleotides. RefSeq lists its product as uncharacterized. NCBI's taxonomy places the organism in Eukaryota, Discosea, Longamoebia, Acanthamoebidae. Bases 1 to 270 code for a protein of 89 amino acids. The transcript is spliced from 2 exons. The record is from RefSeq and is a predicted model, not a curated record.